AUGGCACACCUUGCAACCAAAUGGCCAAACUCUCCUCCGCUCGAUUCAAUGCCCGAAACCUUUACGGAGUUUCCCGAUCUCCUACUCGAAAUCCAACGUGAAAUAUGGACAUAUCUUCUCCCUGGUCCGCGAGUUAUACACAUCAUGGGGUCGCCCAGGGCAAAGGGACAGUGCUUUGUGGACAUGAUAGAGAACCCUCUGCUACUUCGCAUUUGCCAAGAAUCUCGAGCCAUUGCCUGCAAACGGUACCGAUUAUCCUUCGAGCCUCAUCUUCGCCGUCCAAUUUAUUUCGACUUUUCCUCGGAUAUCUUGCUCAUGCAGAAUGAAAAGGUCCUGAGCAUGUUCUUCGAAAGAAGCAAGGGAUCCAUCACCAGCGAAGUGACGAUGGUCAAGGUCCUUGCUAUCGGCUUGCCAUUUGAGGAAACAGCGGCUUCACUGCAUGUUAUUAGUCGCCUUCUUUUCGUGAUGGCCAUACACACUGGGGUGAUCAAUGCAGCGACGCGUUUUGGCAAUCUGCGAGAAAUCUUCUUACUGACCACUGAGCCGCGGCGGUCGGAUUUCGAGAAUGCUCUUCUCUCGGAUGAGUAUUUGACAAAAAUGAGAAUGUCUUACUCGGGUCUCCAGGAUCCAUAUGCUCUGAAACGACGAGAGUUCCUCAAGGAUGAAGAUGGGAGCAUUCCUACCACUACACUCAUGACAGCUGUAGACUUUUGGAACCGGUUCCCUUGA
Messenger RNA from Hyaloscypha bicolor E, 729 nucleotides. RefSeq lists its product as uncharacterized. Lineage: Eukaryota; Fungi; Ascomycota; Leotiomycetes; Helotiales; Hyaloscyphaceae. The transcript has a single exon. The record is from RefSeq and is a predicted model, not a curated record. The coding region runs from base 1 to 729 and encodes 242 amino acids.